AUGAAUUAUUUUUUAGAAUCGCUUUAUAAACUAUAUGGUUUGGAACUUUUUGAAGAUGUAAUUACACUACUGGAACUCAUGUCAAAUGAACUGUCACCAAUGAAGGAUGCACACGCCGCAAACAUUGCUUCUAUCGCUGCUGAUUCAUACUUUCAGUGUGAUAAAUUUGUGAAGAGUCAAGAGUCGUAUUAUCGAGCAAUAACAAUCACAAAGUCAAUAACCGAUUCAACUGAAGAGUUAAAAUUUUCUGAAGUCGAAUUGAAAUAUCGUUUAUAUCGGUGUCUAAUAAAACUGAAUAAAAAGGAAGAAGCAGUUGGCGUUUUAGGAAGUAUUCCCGAAGAUCUAAUGACACCAAAGGUAAAAUCCGCUUUGGCUCGAUUACAUGCAGUCGUUGAUGUUCGCGAUGCGAAAUCAGGCAUGAAUGAAACAGUUGCCAAUUCUUUGUUAUAUCAUAGAAAGGUUAUAGAAGAUUGUCCAGAGGCAAUAGAUUCACUUACCCAUGUUAUACAUGGCGGGAUAUCAUCACCAGUUACGGUUCACUGGUCUGCAACCAUACAAGCAUGGCUAAAUGCGCAUGCAGCGAUUGCAGAAAAAAAUUUCUCUAAAGCCAUCACGAUUUUAUCAACAGUGGCUACAAAUAAUUCGAGAAUAAAUCUUUUGUUGGGUAAUUUGCAUUAUACUCAAGGUGGACGCCAAAAAGCCAUGGUUUAUUUGCAAAAAGCUCAUCAUUUAGAUCCGGGAUCUUCGAAUUCAAUGGAUAUAUUAGCUUAUAUCUAUGCUCAGGAUCAGAAAAUCAAAGAACUUGAGAAUUUAUCAGUUAAUCUAAUGGAGACUCAAGAAAGUGUUGAAGCAUAUAUUGCUUACGCAUUACUCGCUAAAUCCCAGAAAGAUUUCGACAAAGCAAUUUUUUUUGCACAAAAAGCCUCUAAAAUCUCUAACGUAAUGCAACCAAUGGCGAUGUUACUCAAAGCGAUCAUUCUGAUGGAGCGUAAAAGAUUCGAUGAAGCAAUCCAAAUCCUUCGUGAUACAAUUGUUUGCAAUGUCAAUAAUUUUGAUCUUUAUCAUACACUUGUACAAGCUUAUCUUAUGCAAAAUAAAUUACAUGAGGCUCGCUUGGUAGCUUGUAACUGUCGCAUCCAAUUGGGCCAUGACAAUGCUCGAGCACUUUAUCUUUGCGCAAUCGUUGCCUCUAGAGAAGGGAACAGCUUGAAAGAUGCUCAAAAAUUGCUGGAGAAGGCCAUAUCAUUAUCAAAUCAUUUAUUGGAUGCAGUUUUCCUACUUGUUGAUCUUUAUGAUCGAACUCAGAAUUACGAGAAGGCCAUUACUUUGUUAAAAAAACAAACUGAGACCACAGUCAAUAGUCGGCUUCAUCGUCUACUUGGUGAUUUUUUGUCAAAAACAAAUCGACCAGUUGAUGCUUGCUACCAAUAUAGAUUGGCAGUGGAUGGGGACCCAAAUGCAGCGAAAGCUAUGAACGCUUUAGAAGCCAUCCCAGGAAUAAGCACACCUGAAGGCCUUGCAUCAGUUAUUUGUCCUGCAGCUCCAAGGCGAAGAGGAGUCGCGCAUUUCGUAGAUCCUUCUACGCCAAACAGCGACAGGAAUUUAUAA
This is a messenger RNA of Dracunculus medinensis (Guinea worm), 1608 nucleotides long. The record is from the annotation of a GenBank genome assembly. Lineage: Eukaryota; Metazoa; Nematoda; Chromadorea; Rhabditida; Dracunculidae.